AUGACUUUGUUCUUGGCUCUGGACUCGUCUUUAUCAAUGCGAUUACCUGUGAAUCAAGAGGACAAUACAGCAAGGUGGGUUGUGGCACGUAAAUUGGCUAUACAACUUAUCGAAAAAGUUCGAAUAUUAGAUCCUGAUCGUAAGAUUAAAUUGAUUGAUUUUUCUCACAAUUCCAAAAUUGUAUCAUGUGAUAUACGAAGAAUUGAAGAAGUUGCUAAAAAAUUGAAGUGCAUAAACGUCUCAGCUUCAGCAGACUUAAUCGCGUUAUUUUUAUUGGUGAAAAUGGAAAAUGAUAACGAAAGCAGCAUUCUUCUAGUAUUCACUGAUGCAUGCACUUUCACUCCCGAGGAGGUGAACCUUAAGCAUUUGCCGAAUUGUUCGGUCAGUUUCGUUUGUGUUUUGGAUGAAAAUUUAACAAAUAGUGAUCAAAUUGCUCGAUUCUGGGCUAUUUCAUUGCAGACGAAACGCUCCACAGUUCAGUUUGAAUUUGAAUCAUGUGAAUCAUCAAUGCCAUUUUUCUUAUCUGAUUACGAUGAUAUUGAAGCAUGCAGUGAAGCUCUGGCAAAAAAAUUAUGUCCAGAACCAACAUUCACACUGAAUUGCGGUUUCUUAAAAGCAGAGUUUAAAGUAAUACCAUCAGGAGACAGUUAUGAUUGGGAUUCAAUCUUUGAAAUCAUUGGAUUCAUACCUGUAAACUGUUCAUAUGUACCAACCAUUAGGCAUCAUUUUGUUUUGCCAUGCCCAGGUAGCGAAGACAUGUUGAAUAUUUUGUGUGCCGCAAUGCAUGCUGAUGAAAGUAUGGCUAUUUGUCAUAUCAGUGAGAAUUUAUAUGCAGCAUUGUGUUCUAUUUGUUCUAAAGAGGAGGAUGACUUUACAAGUAAUCGACUUUUAAUAGCAUUAUUCCCAUCUGGCAUUUGUCCUGUUCCUUGGUUGCCUCCGCUUACAACUUUAUGUUCUCAGAAUAUUGUUGAUACAGAAAAUUAUGAGCAGUCGUUUUGUGUAAGCAAUGAUAACCUUUCCAUACCAUCAUAUUUUUCACAACCAAGAACUUGUUGGUAUGAACCUCAUGGAUUGCAAAGUGAUAUGCAAAAGAUCUCACGGUUAUUGAAGAAAAUUCCUGAUAAAAUGUUCUUGUUUUAUACGGAAUUGAGUAGAAUACAUGCUUACUGCUGUGCUACUGGUGCUGAAGAUAUUUUGGAGAAAUUAAUUCAGAUUUUGCGUGAAGAAAGUUCGAAACAGAUGCCACUCAUUGUCAAGCACUGUUUGUAUGCAAUUGAGGAGCUUAGGUAA
This is a messenger RNA of Thelazia callipaeda (thelaziosis nematode), 1290 nucleotides long. Lineage: Eukaryota; Metazoa; Nematoda; Chromadorea; Rhabditida; Thelaziidae. The record is from the annotation of a GenBank genome assembly.